Molecule: messenger RNA, 588 nt
Organism: Polychytrium aggregatum
Lineage: Eukaryota; Fungi; Chytridiomycota; Chytridiomycetes; Polychytriales
Exons: 3
Coding region: 1-588 (195 amino acids)
Molecular function (GO): protein binding
Source: RefSeq, a predicted model, not a curated record
AUGUCCACCGACCAAGACAUCAAGCGGAUCGCCACAUUCAUGCUUGGAUGGAUGGUCUACCUUGGCCGGGGCACAUUACAGGACAAGGGUGUGGGAUUUGAGAUCAUCCGAGAGAACAAGACGAAAGAGUUCAGUGUCGGGGAAGACGAGUGUACCCUUGAAAGCACACUCUCACAUCCACCCACGAACCCAAAUGAAUUCCUCUUCAACCUCUGCCAAUUGGGAGCGGACCGAGAGUGGCUAUGCAAGCACCUCUUGGCCAUAUGCUACGCCAACGGACUCGGAACCAACAAGAAUCAAUUCCACGCAGCACAGAUCUUUGAGGAACUGGCAGAUGAAGGAUACGACGACAGCCAGUUCUUACGAAGCUGGAUCCGCAUACCGCGGCUUGGGUCGAAUGAACAUUCGAAGGAAUUUGAAAAAUCAUUCGAGUAUACGCUCAAGUCCGCCGACAAGGGUUCCGAUUUGGCCAUCAACAGACUCAAGACACUCGGCAGUAAGCCACCAACCUUCCCCAACACCAAGACCAUCCUCCCUCGAUCCGACACGACCCACGGCCAGAUCAGAUCAGAUCUCCUCGGCCAAUAA